Chelonus insularis is the source of this 3266-nucleotide messenger RNA. RefSeq lists its product as uncharacterized. Lineage: Eukaryota; Metazoa; Arthropoda; Insecta; Hymenoptera; Braconidae. The record is from RefSeq and is a predicted model, not a curated record. The transcript has a single exon. Bases 31 to 771 code for a protein of 246 amino acids.
UGGCCGCGGUCAGAGCGCGGCGAAGUUAAAAUGGAUCAUCUUCGCAGGUAUAUUGAGGACGCUAACACGGCACCUACCACUCCAUGUGGUUUAUCGAUUGGCAGUCCAAGUCAACGGUUUUUUGAUAGCGAGAGUGAUAACGAUGAUCAUCAACAUUAUGGUACAUGCAAUGGCUACAAUUCACAUCCCGGCAGCAAAUCCAAUCUUCUCCUCUGUAUGCAGUGUGAUUUAGAAGCACGAUCAUGCUCUUAUCGACCACGAAUAGUAAUCGACAAAUCUGGCAAGUCAGUCGAAGAUGAACGAGCUAUAAGAUGUGAAGAAUGUUUUACAGCUAAACUGCAAUCGUCUUCUGAUGAUUGCCAAUGCAUGCAUUGUGACUAUCCAAUUCGUGAAGAAGCUGAUUUAAUUUGCUUUCGGUGUGAAAAUGAAGAAGAGCAAACGACUGAAGAAGAAGGUGUCUUUUGUUCUAAAUGUGAAGAGCCAAGUACUGAGACAACAGAAAGUCCAGGUCAAAAUGGCUCUGGUACUCAAUUAACCUCUUCAUCAAGUGAAAAUGGUCGCUAUCCUAUUGACGCGGUUGUAAAAAUUCAAGUUAAUGAUAAAUUACUAGAUGAUUCUGAUGACACUAACGAUGAAUCGAGUAUCCUAGUCAAUCAAGAGAUUGGAAAUAUCGCUGCCAAUCGUCUCUCACCAAUCGUCGAAUAUAUGCAGUCAGAUAGUAAUAAUGAACAAGAGGAUGAGAAUCAAUUAGAUGAAUCUAAAAUACGGUAGUUCUUUCAUCAAAAAAAUUUUUAUAUAGUUAUAUUUCAUGUGAUUGAUAUCAUUGUCACUUAAAUCUGUCAAUUGAAACAUAAGACUGUCAUUAAUCUGUAAUAUUCAUUUAUUACUAAAUUUGUUAUACAUUUGCAGUGUUCUUUUUAAUGAAAAAAAAUUAAUUAAUUUAAUUCUUUUGGCUUUUAAAUAUAAAUUUUCAUGAAAUAUAAAUAAUUUUUUAGUGAAAAAACUACCUUGAAUAAUGAAGAAGAUGAUGUUAACAAUAAAUAAAAAACUAGUGCUUUUUUUGUAAAUAUAUUAAAAACACCGUAGCCUUAUUAACCACAUUUUAAUACGGAGAAGUCCAGUAGUUUCUUUAAGGAUUUAUGAGAAACAUACUGAUGACGCUCAAAGAAAAUUUAUUUGAUCGCACUGUAAAUAGUAAACUGCCAAUAAUAAUGUGAAUUAAGGUAAAAUCUAAAAAAGUAAUGGGAGAAGAAACUUUUUUUUGGAUUUUUUGCAUGAAUAUUAAUAAACUUCUUAAGUGUAGAGUUUAUGAAUUCCUGAUAAUUAAAUUGAGCUGUAGUCGGGUGACAAAAAAUAAUGGAGUAAAUAAAUUAAAAAAAAAAAAAAACCAAAAAAACGUGAGAGGGUAAAUAGUAAAAAUUGCAAACGAAAAAAUUCGAUGCAGUUUUUGAAUUAUUUAAACACGACAUUUGGCUCGUGUUCGGGACCAAGAAAUGCCUGAAUUCGCAAAUAUAAAUCUUUAGGUCUACUCUGAAUGAGUAUUGACUCUUGUCAGCAUGAAUAAUCGGUCCAUCAAUUUCUUUUCAAUUAAUAAUUAAAUCAUUAAACAUUGAUCAUUCUCCCUCUGACAUAUUCUGAUAAAUAUUUCCAAUUGACUUCUUUUAAGAAUAAUCGUAUAGACAAAUAUGUAUAGAUAUAUAUAAAUGAAAGAGAUGUACAUUAGUUUAAAAUUAAGAAAAAAUGGAGGAAGACAGUUAAUUUGAGGACAUGAUGAAAUAUCCUUGAAAAUAAAUCAGUCAUUGUGACUAAUAUAAAUUAAGCCUAUCAUCAAUGCAUACAUAUUUGAAUGUUUUGUCUGGUGCAUCUAAUUAAAUAUGAUAAAAAUCAAGUAAUCUCAUUGCAAUAAUUAUUAAUUAAUAAUAAUUAAGAUUAAUAAAUAUGAGUGAUUCGUCAAUGAAAUUUCACGCCCCCAACAAUUGGCUAAUAUCUAUAUGAUGAAUCGAGUCGACUGCCUUUUAUUAUACAACGAUUAUUAAUAAUUUUUAUUAAAAAAUAAAUAAAAAAAAAAAUUUUAAAACGUAUAGCUAACUUGAUGAAUUUUUUUUAGAUUGAUUCAACUAGAAUAUUUCUCACGCAUUUCUGAUUGUCAUGAAUUUUCUUUUUAAUUAUUUUUACCAGAAAAAAUGUAUAAUUCUACUGCCAUCUUAUAUAGAAAAUAAAAAAAAAAAAUUUUUUUAGUCAGUAUCGAAGGCGAUUUAAAAACAAUGUACAUAAUUGAUGCUGUAGACACAUUACAUAAUUGAAUAUACAUGAGAACGAGAGAUCAAUUAUAUUACGAGCACAUUUUACAUUCGUAAUUAAUUGAAUACAAAGCACUAAUUGAAUGUAUGUCUAUUCUAGAAAAUUAAAUAAUAAUAUUAAUAACAACAAUAAUAAUAUUUAUAACAAAUAUUAAUUUAAAUAGAAACGAAGAGACUAAAAAUACGUGUAAAUCGAAAAAUCCAUUAUGUAAUUAUAUCAUAUUCAUUUAAUAAUUUAAUAAUUAAACGAAAAAAAUGAUGAAUAAAAAAAUUAUCAACGAUUAGUCAUAAUUUUUGUGCAGUUGAAAUGAUGAAUAGCUAUGAUGCAGUGAAUUAGUGGCAGUAAUUUUAACAGUUAAAUCAUUUAAAAGUAAAACGUUGGGAGCGUAAGAUUUUGUUUGAUUGCUUGGAGACAUCGCUCGACCAUCAAAAUGAUCAGUCAAGUUAUUAAAUUACUAAAGUUUCAAUCAGACGAAUAGGAAUUGUGUAAAAUGUAUAAUAUUUAUUUCAAAAAUUGGUUGGUAGUUGUUUGAACAAAUUUUAACUAGAUGAUUUAUACCAGAUAAAAAGAGUUAAAACAAAAUUAUUAAAAAUUAAUAAAUUAUUUAUAAUAAUAUUUAUAUGAAAGAACUUAUAGAAAAUGAUUUUAUUUAUUUUUAUUUCUUAUUAAGAUAUCUAAGAGAUUUAUUUUUUAAUAAUAUUAGUUCUCACUUUUUAAUAAUAAACGUGAUACAGAGUAAUGAAUUGAUAAGUACAUGAAUGGAAAAAUAUUAGAUACAUCAUAAUUCUCAAGAGUUAGUGAUUCCCAAAUGUGUUAAAGAAUGAAUAUAAAAAAAACUUAAAAAGUAAAAACUCUCACGGUAGUUUAUAUAAAAAUAAAUGUAAGGAUUACACAUUAAGUGUGUAAUUUUCAUUAAUAUAAUUCAUUGGAUAGUUAAUUCAAGAAUCAAUCAUUAUAUUUCAUUA